This is a messenger RNA of Talaromyces proteolyticus, 444 nucleotides long. RefSeq lists its product as uncharacterized. The coding region runs from base 1 to 444 and encodes 147 amino acids. The record is from RefSeq and is a predicted model, not a curated record. The transcript is spliced from 3 exons. NCBI's taxonomy places the organism in Eukaryota, Fungi, Ascomycota, Eurotiomycetes, Eurotiales, Trichocomaceae.
AUGGUAGGCGCCAUGGAUUGGAUCGACAGUGACUCGUCGUUCUACGACGUCCGGGUUGCACGCAGCAUGACGAGUGAUUUAUUCCUUGAAAUCCCACGAAAUGGUAGCUGGGAGCAGGUUUCAAAUGUGAUAGUAUAUUACAACAGCAGAGUAUACGUAUUAAGUGUGCGAAGUAUGGGAGAAUAUGAUUGCGGCAAGGCCAAGCGUUCGGACAUCGUACGCACCUUACGGAUUGAGGCGCACCCCGUUGACCUGGUAAGACAACCACAGUACAAUACAGGCCGAAGAAUAGCCACGAUGCUUCGGUCUCUUGCGUCCUCGCCUGAAGAUCCAGAGCAUUCACGGAGCUGGGAUACGCCACGGAAAUCUACGGAGAACGCCACUCUUGCGCGGAUGUUUUCCGUGGCAUCUCAAAUCUCCGAACAAAAUCCCGAGCCUAGCUAG